Molecule: messenger RNA, 2295 nt
Organism: Oppia nitens
Lineage: Eukaryota; Metazoa; Arthropoda; Arachnida; Sarcoptiformes; Oppiidae
Exons: 3
Coding region: 663-2141 (492 amino acids)
Biological process (GO): potassium ion transmembrane transport; stabilization of membrane potential
Cellular component (GO): membrane
Molecular function (GO): potassium ion leak channel activity
Source: RefSeq, a predicted model, not a curated record
AUUUUUUUGUUUUAAAAGUGAAGUGUCGUCUGUGAAGUUGUCUUCAAAUUGUGUCUUAUAAUAGUUUUUUGGUUUUUUGUAUUUCUUAUUAUAAUUAUUUUUUUUGUUGUUAUCCUCUUCGGUGACUAAACUAGUUGUUUGACUAAAACGGUCUCAGCUUUUAUGCAUCCGAUAAAUAUCAUUGAUUUUGGACAAUCACUAGCAGUUCAUUAUUAUGGGUAAACCAACUGUCCGUCGGAGGCAAUCCACCACUUCUUCGUUGUCGUGUUUGAUCACUUCAUCCAAGUUUUAUUUGACUUUAAGAACUUUCAGUUUACUUCACUAUAAUUGUUCAAAACUUUACUAUCAUUAUAGUGAUUGUAUUUGAAUAUAUUUACGUAUAUUUGAAAAUCAAAAAAAUUAAUUAUUAUUAACUCUAAUAAUAAUUAUUAUUAUCGUUUUAUUUUGUUAUAUAUACUAAUGUUAUUAUUUUUAUUAUUCAAGAAAAAAAUGUUUUUUUCAUAUUGUUUCUUGACUUUUGUUUUUUAACGAAAAAAAAAGUUUUUUAUAGAUAAAUAUUUAGUUUUUUUUUGUAUUUUUUAACAAACAAAAAUCCGAUAUUUUUUCUGACCCGAUAUUCUGACCCCGACAACAAAAAAUUUACCCGAAAAAAUAGCACAAAAAUGAUUGCAUUCAAACAAAAUUCAUUCCCAAUACUCACUACUACUACUACCACUACCACCGAUGAUGACGAUUAUGAUAAUGGCUAUCAUAAUAAGUCAAUCAGCGUUCAAACAUCAAACAACAGAGAUUAUAAUAUACUGAUCGGCGAUAACGGUCGCGACGGCGGCGGUGGUGGUCUAACUGCCAGUACUGCCGAAACUAGUGUCUGUCAUAGCCAGUACACGACCACAUCCAUCGAGUACACCACAACAGCCUCCCAAUGUCAACAGCACAGCGAAGUCUAUCGCAAUUACAUAUCAGCUCCCCAUCACUUCCUGCUCAUACUGUUCCUCAUUAUCUAUGUAUUGCUCAUACUAUUGGGUGCCUCUGUCUUCUCGCUCUUCGAACAGAAGACUGAAUUUCAAUUGAGAGAUCAGUUGCUGAGAUCACAGCAAUUGUUUUUGGCUCAAAAUCCAUCAGUUAAUGUUGAAUCACUGGAUCAGUUCAUUGAAGUUGUCAUCAAAUCCUAUGACAAUGGCAUCAAUUUGCAUCAACUAAACCAAAUGCUCAAACUAAAGGAUCAGUUGCCUAAAACUCAAGAACCGCAACAACAACGACAGCAACAGGAAAACGAUAAAAGUUGGACAACUAGUCAAACAAAUUAUCGUAAUAGCGAUCGAAGUUAUGGUAAAGAUUUUAUCAAAAAAGAUAGUAAUAAUAAUAAUAAUAAAAAGACCAACAAAGCAGUGGUAAAUCACAAGAAGCAAACUCAAGAGGAAGAAAGUGCUGACAGUGUUCAAGAAGUAAUUGCAUUCAGUAUUCCAACAGAAUAUUCCAAUUGGGAGUUCACUUCUAGUCUGAUGUUUGUGACCAGUGUUGUGACCACUAUCGGCUACGGACACGUAACACCCAUAACACCCGAAGGCAAACUGUUUUGUCUGAUCUUUUCAUGCGUUGCCAUACCGUUUACAUUGGUAUUCCUAUCCAUUAUUGUAUCGUUGCUGAAGAACGGGCCGAUCAGGAUAUUUGAGAAAUGGCUAAUCAAAAGCAUUUUAAGACACUUUCAUCAAACACCAGAUUUUUUCAUACGACUACUACAUGUAGUCAUUGUAACAGUUAUUUUGCUUUUGCUAAUCAUUGUAUUGCCAGCUCUACUCUACCAUUAUAUGGAAAAGGACUGGACGUUUCUCGAUUCGGUCUACUAUUGCUACAUAAGUCUGACGACAGUAGGUCUGGGCGAUCUGGUUCCCGGUGUCGGCGACUUUAGCCAAUACGAAUCGUUACAAUUAUACAGAAUUUGCACUAUAUUCUACUUAUACAGUGGUCUGGCAAUGAUUAUGCUAUGGAUUGCCGUUAUCUUAAGGAUACCGCAGCUGAAUCUGAAACCACUUUUAUUAACUGAAAAGGAAGACAUCGAAGAGAGUAUUAAAAUAAAUGAUUACAAUAAGGGAUACAAUAAACCAAACAAUUAUGGCACAGCAGACGGCACUCACCAAUAAUGACACUCACUAUUGAUGGCAUAAAUAUUUAUUGAAAACUUUUGGUUAUCACAAUAAUUUUUUUUUUUAAAAAGUUUAAUACAUAUUUAUACACAUAUUAAUAAUAAUCAUAAUUAUAAGUUAAAUAACUAAUAAUUAUAUUAUUAAAUAUAUA